Messenger RNA from Lycium barbarum (goji berry), 1653 nucleotides. RefSeq lists its product as uncharacterized. The transcript is spliced from 5 exons. The coding region runs from base 219 to 1346 and encodes 375 amino acids. The record is from RefSeq and is a predicted model, not a curated record. Lineage: Eukaryota; Viridiplantae; Streptophyta; Magnoliopsida; Solanales; Solanaceae. Gene Ontology annotation, molecular function: ubiquitin protein ligase activity.
CCCUUACUUCAUCAUUCUCGUGUUUCUCUCUUUCCUAAAUAUUCUUCUUCUCUGACACCCUUAUUCUACCUCUUUUAAAAUUCCAUCCUUUUAUCUUUAAUAUUUUCUCUUUAAUACUCUCAUUACAAAAUUAAAACCAAUUUUCUCCACAAACAAAUAGCAACCCAAGUCCUUGAAUUCUCCAUUGUUGUGUUCUUCCUCUACUGUACACAGCAACCAUGGCAGAAAACUCAACAAUUUCAGACCAAAUUAAAUACAGAAAACCAAGAACACAAAACCAACAAGAACCCCAAGAAAACAUGGAUCCAAUUUCUUCUUCAACUCGCUCAAAACCCACCAUUUCCUCUUUACUUCUAUCACCAUUUACACCUACAAGUCCCACAAAUGAAAACUCAACAACCCCAACUACCCCUACAGUUUUCUCCACUAAAAAAAUGAACUUUUCCACAUUUCGUGGACUUGGUUGUACUGCAUCUUCACAAGUGUCGGUUCCUGCUGUAAUUAGAACUUCAGCUGACUGGGAUAACAAGAGGGUCAAGAAGAAAAAACAGAAAAACAAAAACAAAUCUGGUAAUUCUGCUGUUAAUGUUGGUGGUGAUAACGCUGUUAAUAACCCGUCUUCGUCUUCUUCUUCAUCAGUGCCGUUACCGUUAUCUUUAACGUCGAGUUGUGUGACUGUACCUGAUGUUUGGUGUGGUCCUGGAAUUGGAUUAACUACUGAUGCUACUAAUGUUGAUUGUGUUGUUUCAAGAAGACCUGUUUCUGGUAGAGGAAGAAUUGAAAGUGAUAAAGUUACGCCUAGAGAGCGAUCUACAUGUCCUGUGCGGAGAAUGGUGAGCCCAGAAGACAACCCUUUUCUGGACAUAGAAAGUAACCAUGGUAUACCACGUGCGCAAGUAGAAUUAUUUGCAUCUAGGCAGCAUCGACAUUCUCGCCAUGGUUAUUCGGAAGGGCUUGCAGAGAUUGUGAUGCUUCAAAAUAGUCUCAUGGGAGGAAGAACAGAUGGUCUUGAUCGAUACCGGAACUGGAGACUUGACGUGGAUAACAUGUCGUAUGAGGAAUUGCUGGAACUUGGUGAUAGAAUUGGAUAUGUCAACACAGGAUUGAGAGAAGACGAGAUAGCUCGAUGUGUUAGAAGAACCAAGCCCUUCUUUUUGAGUAAUUUAUCUCUCAUCCGCACAGAAUUGGAAAGGAAGUGCACCAUCUGUCAGGAGGAAUAUGAGGCCGAGGAUGAGAUGGGAAAGCUGGAUUGUGGACACUUCUAUCACAUUCGUUGCAUAAAGCAGUGGCUGAGUCAAAAAAAUAGUUGCCCCGUUUGUAAAUCUGCAGCUAUGUCUAACAGCUAGACAUCAAAACAUUUUCAGCACCCCUCAUGAACCUGUGUUCUUUAUGUAUAGCUUCUGUCUUCAUUACAAGCAAGAAAAUUCUUUACAGGGCGGUUCUAUCCUCGACUUAUUUGAUUACUGAAACUGAUGGUUCGGUUGUUUGAGUGGCAACCCAAUGUGGAUUGAAAUGAGUGGUACACACAGUAUUAGGCCUCUUGUUUGAGUGCAGUGAUUGAAUGGUACAAAAUUUACAUGUAUUACAGAUAAGUUUCUGCUAUUCUAUGUCAAGGUUGAUUUGGCGCUAUUUAAUACAAUUCUGUUUUCUUCA